GCCCAAGCCAGGGGAGAUCUACCAGCCUCAUCAAGGUUGGUCGAUAAGAGCAUGCAAGACUGAUAGAAGGGCUACAGCCAUGUCGACUGGUCCAGUAGCCCAAGGGAGGUCUUGUCCUCAAUCCGGCUUGCCUGGUGCUGAGGAGGCUAGCUUGUCUGCCUCCUCGCACUGGGGAUCCCAUAGGCUACACCCUGUAGUGACUCCAUCGGCAAUAGGAGAUGCUUACUUCGACAAAGACCGACAAAUAGCCCUGACUCGACUGUGGGAGUGGAUGUCGGAGAGGUUCUCAGAGAUUAUGCGGAAGCAUACAAGGCCGGGACGGAGGGACGUCAUUGACUCACUGACUGUGGACGACACCGCGCACUUGUUGGGAUGUAGUAAUAAGAUUAAGACUAUCGUGGGCACUGCUGGGGCUUCCUCGGCUGAUAGGACAUACGUAUUUCAACAACUUGGAGAUGCCUUGAGCACUAAAGAGGUCACGCCUUACCAAGUCUUGCUCAAUCGAUCGGACCUUCAGAGCAUCGAGGUUGCCAUCAAGAGGAUCCUCAGUCGUCUACUAUCUAGUGACAGCUCACCGGUUCCAUCCAGUGGUAGCCAAGGGACGCUAGGGACCGCGGCAUACGCUGCUGGAGCUACCGCCACGCCUAUCAAGCCAGCUGCAUCCCACGCCAGGACUCCUAAUACUACUGUUCGACGAGAGAACAAUGUUGAUUAUAGCGACGACUCGGACGAUGAUGACGGGUCGAGGCCAGCUCGGUACACUGGGAAGGGCCAAGGAGGCGGUGUACCCCUGACGAUGACAGUGAGCGAGGCUGUGCUGGGCCUGCUAUCGAAAGGCUUCAACGACCUCAGUGU
Molecule: messenger RNA, 855 nt
Organism: Perkinsus marinus ATCC 50983
Lineage: Eukaryota; Perkinsozoa; Perkinsida; Perkinsidae
Exons: 8
Source: RefSeq, a predicted model, not a curated record